This is a messenger RNA of Aphidius gifuensis, 1877 nucleotides long. Its product is annotated as adenosine kinase-like. Gene Ontology annotation, biological process: purine ribonucleoside salvage. Bases 560 to 1681 code for a protein of 373 amino acids. NCBI's taxonomy places the organism in Eukaryota, Metazoa, Arthropoda, Insecta, Hymenoptera, Braconidae. Gene Ontology annotation, molecular function: adenosine kinase activity. Gene Ontology annotation, cellular component: nucleus; cytosol. The record is from RefSeq and is a predicted model, not a curated record. The transcript has 6 exons.
GUUGUGUAUUGAUUUUUUUGACAGGACAACAAGAUGACAUAAAUUCAAGAAUUUUUACAAUUGUAUUGUUCGAAACGCUAAAUUUAAUUUCAUCAUUUCGAUGAUUAAUAAAUUGAUCAAUAAAAAUGUAUUAGUUUUUUUACUGUCAUGAAAUAUAAUAUCUGAUAAUAAUUAUGACAGUUAUGAAAAAAUAAACAAAAUGUUUACAUUGACAAAAAAAAAAUAACAAAAAUAUUUGAAACGACAACUUCAAUGGAAUAAAAAAAACUAUCAACUAAAUCAAUUUUCAUCUAGCAGAAAUUUUUUUAAGUCUUAUUGAUUUGCGCAAAACUAGACUGGAUUGCAUCAAGGUUGGCCUGUGACCUUCAAAUAAUGCUUGAAUACGUGAAAACCGAUUGAAUUGGUGUCAGUCAUAAGACAGCAACGGUAGAGAAACAUUGAUUGUUGUUAUUAUUAAUAAUAAUUGUCACCGUCUGAUAUAUCAGUGUGUUAUCUAAUUGAAUACGUGGAAGUUGAUUAUAAUAAUAUUGAGAUAAUAGCUGAAAGAUUUUUAGAAAAAAUGGUUGAAAGACAGUCAUUGAAAAAAGCCAUUGAAAAAUUGGAAUCACCAGCUGUAGUAUCAUUUGGUAAUCCAUUGCUUGAUGUUGCUGUGAUACUUAAUGAUGAUAAUUUUUUGGAAAAAUAUGGAUUAUCUGUUGAGGGAGAAAUGGAAUUACCUGAAGAUAAAAUACAAGAAAUAAUGGCUGAUUUAUCACCAGAACAUCAAGAAAGAGUUGCACCUGGAGGAUGUGCACAAAAUACAUUGCGUAUAUUACAAUGGCUUUGUGGAGGUUCAAGUAUUUCACCAGUUACUAUUUAUUGUGGUGGAUUAGGUGAAGAUUCAAGAGGUUCAACAUUGGAAAAAAUGGUUAAAGCUGCUGGUGUACAAACUAGAUAUGCUGUUCAUCCAAAUUUACCAACUGGAGUAUGUUUGUCAUUGUCAAAUGGAGCAUCAAGAAGUCUCAUUGCAAAUUUAGGAGCAGCUGGAGUUUAUACACUUGCUGAUUUGAAAAAAAGUAAUUUGCCAAUUGAUGAUAUUAAAAUUAUUUAUAUAGAAGGUUUCUUUUUGACACAUAGUCUUGAUGUUGCCAAAGAAAUUGUUAAAUUAACACAACAUAAAAAUGCAAUAGUUGCAUUUAAUCUCAAUGGAGAAUAUAUUUUUGAGGAAAAUAGUGCAGCUGUUUGUGAAAUGGUUGGUCUAUCAAAAAUUGUUUUUGGAAAUACAAGAGAAAUGACAGCACUUGCAAAAGCACUUAAUCUUAAAUUUGAUAAUGUUGCUGAUAUACCAUUUUUGUUGAAUAGCUCAAAAAGAGUUACAGUUGGUGUUUCAAGUGCAAGUCAUACAAGUGGUGAUUGGCUGAUGGAUAAUGAUAUAUUUGUCAUGACACAAGGAGGUACAGCACCAGCAAUUGUUGUUUGGGGUCAUGGUCAUUCUGCUCAGGUUCAACCAACUAAACCAAAAGAUCCAGUUAUUGAUGCAACUGGAGCUGGUGAUGCUCUUGUUGCUGGAUUUCUUGCUGGUGUAUUAGCUGGAGGUGAUCCAAAAUCAUGUCUUGAAAUUGGCUGUAAAGUUGCUGGUAUGAUGGUUACUCGUCUUGGUGUUACUCUACCAAAUGAUGUUCCAGAUGGAAUUUUUAAGUAAAAAUAAUAUUCAAUUGUAAUAUGAAUUUGAUUAUUUUAAAUUGAUUUUAUUUUGUGUGUAUGUAAAUUAUUUGUGUAUGUAUGAUAACUAAAUAUUAUGUAUACUGUACAAUUUAUUUUCAAAAGAAAAAAGUAAUCAGUAUUUAGCCAACAAUUAAUUGAGUACAAAUAAAGUAUUUAUUUAAUGUUACAUUAUU